Molecule: messenger RNA, 2022 nt
Organism: Helianthus annuus (common sunflower)
Lineage: Eukaryota; Viridiplantae; Streptophyta; Magnoliopsida; Asterales; Asteraceae
Exons: 4
Coding region: 1-2022 (673 amino acids)
Source: RefSeq, a predicted model, not a curated record
AUGGGUGCCAUUAAGGAUUUAGCGAGGUCAUUUUCUCGGUUGACACAAGAGGAGGUAGACCUGUUUUGCCUUGAAUAUGGUAUCGAUAAACAGUUUAAUCCAACCGCCCCUGCUUGCGAUGCUUCUAUUGACAAACCGAUUCCUGGUUUUAUUGCUUUGUAUUGUCGGCAUUUUGAGUGGUCUAAUCUUCGUUACCCUUUUUCGUUUUUUGUUCUAAAUUUGCUUGAGUAUUAUCGAGUGUCUUUUGGGCAAGUACAUCCGAAAGGAAUGGCUAGGGUUUUGCACUUUGAAGUGCUGUGUCGUGCUUUAGGUUAUGAUCCUUCAUUGUUGCUCUUUCGGAGGUUCUUCCGGUUAGCCAAAAAUGGUGAUUGGUUUACUUUUGAGAACACCAAGGUUGAUACUUGUCUCGUUUCAUCCAUGGUUACAACCCUUGGAUCAUGGAAGAAUACGCAUCCGGAUGCUGUUCUCAACGAUCCGGAGCCUUCCGAGUCUGAAUUGAAUGAUGCCUUUCUUUCAGCCAUUCGGGGGUGCCCUUCUAGGGUUCGUCCUUUUCCCGAACAUUUGCUAGUGCUUUUAGGGGUUAGUAAUAUUUGGGCAAAAGUUGAUCGGGAUCCGGUGUUGAUGAGAAAUGGCCUUGUUAUGUCUGCUUUGGACUUCAUCAAGAGUGACGACACGUCCGAUGUGGUUUUUGAAGAUGCUCCAACUGUUCCGGGUGAGAAUGUUGUGGUGAGAACUUCUGAGCAAAGGUUUGGGGGUUCGGGUUAUGUCAGUGUUGCAAAUGUGAAGGGUUUUACCAAGUCUAAUGUUCCCAAGCCUUCAACUCGCCGGUUAUCUCGUCGUUUACUGAAAGCUGCUCCUCAAUCCAUUUCCACUGAGCCAGUGGAUUUGAGUGAUGAUAUCGAGGCUUCUGAGGAUCAGGCUGAAGUGGAGGUUGAAAAGGAGAAGGAGUUAGUUGUCCAUGGUAAGAAGGUUCGAGGGAAGAAGGGUGUUGCUACCCCUGUUCAAGGAUCAUCAAGCAGGGACGCUGGAGGGUUGGAUCCUGAAGGUGUUUAUGUGCCUGCUUGGCAAGUGAAGAAUGAUGAUACUUUCAAGGAUGCUGCCGUCUGUGAGGAUGCUCUUAGUCAUCUUGCUCCUCCCUCUGUUCGUGAAACCAUUGCUGAGAUGGACGAUGACCUUAUGUUAUCUCGCAUGGUUCUAACUACUUGCAACCUUGCUGCCAUGCUUCCUCAAGGGAUUACACGCUUUCGCCAAAGGAUGCGGGAGUAUGAGGAUUUUUCUAAGAAGAAGGAAAAAAUGAAAUCCUCCCUAGCAUCGAUGAAGAAGGAAGUAGCCGGGUUUGCAGAGAAGGAGGCAGCUUGGAAGGAGGAGGUUGAUGGUCUGAAGAGGAUGCAUGCCAUUGAGAUGGGUGACCUGAGGAAAAGCUUUGAAGCAAAUUUGCUGAAAUUGAAGGCUGAUCGAGAGGCCUUAUCUGUCCAGCAGCAGGCUUUUCGUGAAGAAAAGGAGGGGUUGAAGGCUUCCGUUGGUCAGGUGACUGCGGAUAAUCAGUGGUUGAUCGAGCAUGGGUUUCAGCAGGUUGUGACUUACCUUUUGCAUUCUAAGGAAUUUAACUCUGCCCUUGGUGAUGUUUACACAAAGCUGCUGAACCUGGGAAAGCAUCAAGGCCUUACUGCUGGUUAUAAACUUCAUGAAUCUGGGCAACCUUUGGAGAAGUCACCCAUGUUUCGCCCUGAGGCUUCUGAUGUCUUCAAGGCUUCUGUUGAGCAGAUGGAGAGGCUGACCUACCCCUUCAUUCAUGAGCCUGAGGGGUUAAAUGAGAAGGUUUGUGCUGAGGUUUUGGGUUCCUUGUCAAAGAAGAGGUCCUACUCUGGGGAUAGUGAUGAUACCCUUUCGAGCCUGCCUGAAACCUCGAAGGAUGCCGGUUUGGAAACCUCUGCUGUUGGUGGUGAAGAAGGUCCCAAGGUGAAGAAGAUCAAGAAAGCUAAAAAGUCUAAGGGUGAAAGUUCCAAACCCUCUGAUAACUGA